UCACUUAUUCAUAAGAUGAAAAUUUUCUUACACGUAGAUUUUCGUCUUGGCUGCUUUCAGAAUCCCGUUUGUGCAAGUGAUUUUAUGUAAAAUUUGUGGAAAUUGUAUCUUGUUACGACGUUUCAGCAGUAGUACAAAACUUUUUCCGUUUUUGGGAUAAUGAUCGCCUAAAAGGUGCUUCACAUGCGACAGUGGAAAUGUUCAAAAAGUUGAAGGAAAAAAUCACCGAAGAGGUGAAGCAAUCGCCACAAAGAUUGGAACAAUUGUCCAAGGGAUUACAGGCUGCUGUUAGUUCGGCUUCUUCAACAACGUCGGAAAUAUCCGGGAGCGAAAAUUUUUUCAGCAUCACAGAAGAUGAUACGCCUCAAAAUUCUCCUUUCCGCAAAUCACAAAUCAACCUGAAUAGCGGUUCCAUCACCAGUACUCCGGUUCAACAAAACCAAAUCAACAACACGCUGGGUAACAACAGCGCUUCUUCGGGAUCGACAUCUAAUACAUCAACCAUCAGUAGUAACAGCAUCAACAAUAGCGGAAAUUCUUACGCGUCCAACCUGACUGGGGCAAGUGUAGCCAACAACAAUAGCAGUAGUAACAAUGGCGUUUCGCCAACCGUCAACAGACUCCGGCGGUUGUCCAACUCGUCGAUGGCAAGUGAUGUGUCGUUUCGUUUGCCAGCCUAUGAUUCCCCUGCAAUCUACCACCUCGAAACCGAUAUCGACGUAUCUGCCAGUGAAACAGAAUCAGUGUCCGGUGCAGCGUCGACUAAUGGGCAGUUGGAUCUGGUGAGCAAAGACAAGCUGUUUCAGGCGUACAAAAAAGCCCUGGAUCGAUACCAGAAGUACCGGGAGCGGUAUACCGAACUAGCCCGGCGCUAUCGGGAACUGGAGAGGGAUAACACAAAAGCACGCUCGGUGCUGGUGGAGACACAGGAUAAGGCACUGCGACGAAUCAGUGAACUACGUGAGCAAUGUUCGCUAGAACAACAAGCAAAAGCGCACCUGGAUUCGGCUCUUCGGAUGGAAAUUGACGAACUGCAGUGUGUUGUAAAAACAUUAAAAACAAAAUUGGAAGCCGUAGGGGACCUUCCUGAUGGGAGUGGCAGAAGCGACGAAAAAGAUUUGAUAUCCCUAUCCGGUGAUGAUUCCAUUAAUUUGAGUGAUAAAAUAAAUUCGUUGGAAGUCAAACUAGCGGAGGAGAUAAAAUUAAAAGAGUCUCUGUAUUUAGAGCUGAAUUUGUUGAAAAAGCGAGAAGAGGAACAUGUGCUUACUGUGGCGGAAAAUAAAAUGGCCAUUCAUUCCGAGCUAGAAAGUAAGGAAUCAGAGGUCCGGAAAUAUAAAGAACAACUGGUAAGCGUUGAGAAGAACAUGAAACAGGUGUUGGCCGAGAAGGAUGGCUUGGGAAAAGAGGUUUCAGAGCUAAAAAGUAAACUAACGGCGGCGGAGAAGAUUGCAUCUAAAGUGAAGGAUCUUGAAGCUACCAUCGGUACCUGUAACGAGCAGAAAAAUAAGUUGGAAUCAAAAUUUGUAGAUUUCGAGAAAAAAAUCCUUGAGCUGGAAAAAGAAAAGCAUCGCAUAAACACGGAUUGUCUGAAUUUGGAAAAGGAAAAAGAAAAUCUAUCUAAAAAAUUAACGGAUCACGAGGCGAACCUUGAGAAAGUGACUUUAGAAAGAGAGCUCUCGUUAGCAAAGAUAGAAGAGCUCGAAAAUUUAAUGAAAAACAUGAGUCCGUCAACGGAAACCGAAGCUCUUCGGCAGCAAAUUACAGAUUUAUCAACGAGCAAGGAUGCUCUGGAGCGAACAGUUUCUGCAUCGCUGGCGGAACUAGACAGUUACCGAGUGAAGCUAAACGAAUCUGAUGAAUCGAAGCAGAAUCUGGUUGCAUUGCAAAAAUCAGUAGUCGAAAAAGAAAGCACAAUCAAAGAACUUCAAGAUCAGCAUAAACAGCACGAUGGCAAUCUUAAGGCAUUGAGUCUCGAUUUGGAAACGGCCCGAAAAAGCUUGGACGAUAAAAAUAGAAAACUAAUUGAGCAGGAGGAUGAAAUUUCCAAAUUGAGGAAAACCAUUUCUAUGGACCAGGAGAGGUUGGCAGAAGUAUCUAAAGCACUUGAUGCUCAGAAAGAGCUGCACGAUCGCGAUCGUGCCAGCAACGAAGCUAGCUUGAAAGAGGUAUUUGAUCAGAAUAAUCAUCUGACAUCCGAGUUGAAACAGUUCAAAGAUAAGCUGGAGAAGGUGAACGCAAAGUUCAAGAAAAUAACAGAAGAAAAAGGUAGCCUUAAAGCACAGAAUGAGCAGUUGCAUUCGGAUAUCAAAAGUUGCAAACAGGAAGUGAAUGGUCUAUUGCAACAAAAAGCUUCCCUCGCCGAGGAAAUUCGGAACGUGAAAAUAAUCAACGAGAACUCAGAAUCAGAAGCCCUGCAAUCGCUGCAGGAAUCGAUGAGGGUAAGUCUAGCGCAGGCUGAAGAACGUUUACUGGAAGCAACGCGUGAUUUGAAUGAUGUUAUCGAGCUGAAGUCUGAGGAAAACCGACGACUGUUGGAGGAAAAAGAUGAACUGAUGGAGAAACUGGACGGAGCUCAGAAAGAGAAAGAUGAUCUGGCAACGGAAGCAGGCAGUCUGAAGUCGAAGGUUGAGUCGUUGCGAAAUGAGAAAAAAGAUUUGGAGAAAACGCUUGAACGAGAAAUUCGUGAAAAGACUGAGCUUAAAGCUCAGGUCACCAAUAUUUUGCAGGAAAUUGGACGCCUAGAAGAUCAGUUGAAAGACGUCAAGAACUCUCAUUCUAGCAUCUUGAACGAAAAACAAUCACUGGAGGAAAAGAUUGAACGAUUGCAGCGCCAGCAUACCGAAGCCCGCAGCAAAGCAGACAAGGAUUCGAGCCACAAAUGGCAAACGAAAGUGAAGGAAAGUGAAACCAAGCUACAGCAGGUGGAGUGCGAAAAUUCACAGCUGGCGGAGAAGAAUUGUCUGCUGGAGGAAAGCAAUCGACGAACUUCCGAAGAAAUCAAGAAACUCCAGAUGGCUUUACAAGAGGCUGAAUCGGCGUUGAAACACGAGAAAAAGAAAACAAAAGACGCGAACGCAAAUGCGGAAGAGUUGAAAAAGAAAUGUCAAGAAUUGGAAGAAAAAAUCAAAUCUACUGCCGAACAACUGAGUCAGUGCGCUGGAGACCACGCAAAACUGUUCAAUGAAAAGGAGCUUCUUGAUCACCAGCAUCGUUCGCUCCAAGAUGAACUGGAGGCCAAAGAAAAGGAAAAGUUGUGCGUUCUAGACAGCAAUAAGUGUGCGAUGGAAGAACUCGCUCAAUUGAAACUGUCUAGUCGAUCACUGGAGGAAGAGAAGCUAAAGUUAACCGAAGAGUGUGAUGCAUUGAAAGUGGAGAUUGAAAAAGUGCGGUCGGAAAACGACUACCUUAAAAGCAAACAAGGUGAACUGAAAGCGAAGUUUGAAAAAGAAAAACAAGCUGUUCAGGAGCAGAACAAUGCCCUGCACAGUGAAAUUGAUUCCAUGAAAAACAGUAACCAAAAUAGACUGGUAGAGCUUGAAAGCUUGAUAAAGAAAGCAAACGAAGAAAAACAGUCAUUCAGCAAAAAUGCUACCGAUUUGGAGAAAAAACUAGAAAACUACGAAGAGAUUAAAAUCGAGAACGAAUACCUUAACACUUUGAUAAAGCAGCUGGAGGGCGAGCUCCACAGCUUAAAGGAAGAGAAAACAAAACUUUUAGCAUCCAGUAAUGGUAAAGAGACCGAAAUUACUGCACUUAAGUUAAAAAUAAACCAACAUGAAUUAGCAGUGGAGGAAAAGGAUCAGGAAAUCAAGAAACUAAUCAAUGAGUUUGUGGGCAAAGAAAACGAAAUGAAAGCGAAAAUUCUGACCCUAGAACAUGGGAAAUCCGAGGCAGAGAAACGGUUAUCGGAAGCUACAACGACCAAUAGUAAAACCCUCGAAGAACUUAAAGUAGAGAAAGCUAAUCAUGCUCAGUUCGUCAGUCAAUCUACGGAAGACAAACGGUCUCUGGAAGCCAAAUUGGCAGACUACGUUCGGUCAGAAGAAGAAAUGAAAAUUAAACUGGAACAAACAAAGACUGAACUUGAAGAAGCUGUCACCAGAGCCGGUACGUCUCAAGUGCAAGAAAUAACCGCACUGAAACAACAGCUAGCAACGGUAAGCGAUGAAAAUAAUCGAUUGAAAUCGGAGCUGAGUGACGUUGCGGAGUUGAGACAACAAAAUGAGAACUAUGUCCGCGAUUUAGAGGAGAUGAAAAGUGAACUGAAUGUUGCAAUGGCAGAAAAACUGGACCUAGUGGAACAGCACUCGACAUUGAAGGAAAAGUUUGAUGCGUUUGGAGUCGAAACGGAGUCUAACGUGCAACGGUUUCAGACAGAAAUCGAGCAGUUACGCAAGCAGACAACCUCCGACGAAGAUCGCGAAGAGAAGGACAAGGCGUUCGACGAGAUGCGCACCCGGAAGGACGAGUUGGAGAACAAGCUGAAAAAGAUUAUGCACGAAGUGCAGGACGUGUCGAAUCGAAACUUGUUCUUGGAGCAAAAGUGUGAAAAUUAUCUCAUCCUGGAGCAGUCCAACGAACGAUUGAAGCUACAGAACGACAAGCUGUCCCGGCAGCUAGAUGAAACGCUGGUAUCUAUGCAUCACAGUGAAGGAAUAACAGCCAACACCGAGUUCGAAUAUUUACGAAACAUUCUGUUCCAGUACCUAAGCGGCAACGUGACCGGCAACAACUCUACGCUGGUAAAAGUGAUCUCGGCGGUACUGAAGUUCACCCCGCAGCAAACUCAAGUCGUGCUAGAAAAGGAAGCCCACCGGCGGUCUUUGAUGGGUCAGAUCAACAAUCUUCUAUAGCAGGAAAAAUCCAACACGGUCCAUCAGCAGCGGUUGCCACCUCGUACUACGUUCUAUCGGUACUACUAGCAUAGUCGCCACCAAACGGAAGAAGGUUUGUGUAAAUACAUGUGUCUCCGCGUCCCUGUGUUUCGAAUGAACUAUGGAGCGUUCGUGUUUCGAGCGUUAUCCCAGAAUUCAGAUACGCAAUGUUUCCGAUUGAUCAAGACUGAACUCGGAACGCAGAAGUUUGGCUGAAUUGCCGAAGUUUUGCUUAGGUAGAGUAUUGAGAAACACACACUCUUCAAUUGGUUCUGAUUAUAGCGUAAGACAUGUGUUCAAUCGGCAAAAUUAAGUAUGAAAGCCCCACCCUCCAAUUUUAUUGCGAAAUGUUACCACGAACAAAGAAACAUAACGACCAUGUUUGUUAGAUGUAUUUAAAUUAUCUGAAUAUUCAAACAGAAUGAUUAGUCUAAUUCGAAGGUAAUCAAAACAUUUAUUUUACGUAACAGAUGAAUCUAGCUUAUCUCCAAUCAUAUGGUUAUUAGCUGAAUACAGUGCAAUUGGCACCUAAUCCUGGAAGGUGGGUUGCCAAUUUUAUCAAAAGUUAUAAACUUAUAACACACUGUAAAGUGUGCUCCAAAACAGGCUCCCUGUAUUCAAAAGAUUGUGAAUUUGGUUUCUUCUUAUAAAACAAUUAGGUAAUGACAUAUAGCUAAUAUCUACAUAAUGAAAUCAAACUAAACACUGUAACUCAAGUAGGAUUAGACAAACGCUACAUCUAGUAUCCUCAAUUCAACAUUUCACCCGGCAAGGCAGUGCAAUUUCCCAAAGUUUGAAACUACUUUAUCGCUUGUGCUAAACUAAGUUAGGUUGUAUUUAACACGGGCCACCCCCCGUCUAUAUUCGUCGUUGUGCAUUUCUUUGUCUGUGACCCUUCGGUUUAUAUGUAUAUUUUUCUGUUGUCUAAUGCUUUUAAUAUGCAAUAAUUGCUGUUAGGGAUAUAGUUUAAUUGUUAGGGUUUGUAACCGUGCUAGCUCUACUGGGUUUUUAACUACCGGCUUUUGAGAGAAAAUGCUUUUAAUUUGUUGUUCGUAGCCAAAAACAAAGGCAUCAAAAUAGAAUGAAAUGAAAUACGUCGAGUGUUGUUUUUGAGAGGAUAUUGUAUAGGGUGUCCCACGAAAAAUGUCGCAAUCAUAAAAAACGGUUUGAUAGUUUUCAAUGAUUAUACAUUUAUUUGAAAGGUUUGAAAUUGAAUUCAUGAAAUUUUUAUGAAAAAUAUUUUUGUUCAAAUGAUCCCCAUGGCUGGCUUGGCAGUGCCAAUGCGAUCCACCCAAUUGUUGAGUACAUUUCCAAUUGUUUCUGGCCUUAUGCCAUCAAUAGCAGCUUGAAUUUCGUGCUUGAGGGUUUCAAUUGUUUUUGGAUGGUUGGCGUAACACUUAUUUUUAACCUCUCUCAAACGAAACUAAUCCAGCGGUGUCAAAUCACAGCCAAAUCACAUCACAAUUUCUGCUGAUUAUUCGAUUUUCAAAGAUUGUUUGCAGAACAUCGAUUGUUUCGUUGGCUGUGUGGCACGUAGCACCGUCCUGUUGAAACCAAAUAUUUUUCAUAAAUAAAUUUCAUUAAUCGACCUUUCAUAUAAAUGUAUAAUCAUUGAAAUCUAUCGAAGCAUUUUUAAAUUGAAGAUUUUUCGUGGGACAGACUUUAGUUUUGACAUGUGAAUCUGGUUGGGAUGAUGUUCGAUACUAUAAUCGCCAUAAACAUAAAUGUUUACCUGAAAGUUGGUUCGACCAUAGUUACUCUGGUCUUGAUUCUGCUGAUUAGAUUUUAGCAUAUUGUAAUAUACAAUGGAUUUUGCAAAAUAAUGCCAUCAUUUAUUUUUUUUUUCGCUUGUGUUUAGCUUCACCUUUUUCAGAGGCAGAAAAUUGCGUGUAGUCUCCGAAAAUAGCAUUAUAUUAGUAUCCCGUAGGGUUUCAGAGUUGCGAGAUUGUAAUGUAAUUUUGCUAUAUUUAUGCCUUUCAUUCAAUUCAAAGUAUUGUUAAUCACAAUCGAAGAAUUUGAAGUAACACAGUUUUUUUUUACAAGAAUGGUUUCACGUUACUUUGAAACGAUAAUCUUGAUACGAAAUACGAACACUAAAACUAUUCCGUAUAGAUAAAAUUAUUAUGAAAAAUAUGUUAUUAUAUACGAACGACAAAACACUGAUGGUGCGAAUGAUAAUAAGUUUUGCAGAUUUAAAAGUUUCUAUCGACGAUUUGGUUCAGUGCAUCUACACACUAACAGCCUAAGCUUCUCUUUGUUUAAUUUCUCUUUUAUUUAUCACGAAAUAUUUUGCGCAAAUUUGUAAAGCUAUAGUACCAAUAGUCAUCGCAUUAGCACAGCCGCCAUGUUUUUUGCCGAUUAUUUGAAUUUCAAUCAACGAAUUGUGAAUUAAUUGGAUACAAUAUCUUUACUUCGGCUCUAAGAAGCAAUACCGCUGGAAAAGUAGUUCGACAAUUGUGCAGUACUUCAGUUAUAGUGACUCGAAAACUCAAUCUAUUUUUAUCUUACCCUGAAGUCAAUCAUAGCACAUCUCACUAAUGAUUUUCUCAUAUGUGAUGCCUACUAGGGCUGAGAAGACUUAAUGCCGUAACCCUAUAGUUUCAAGUAUUAUUAUUAAGACUAUGGCUUUUGCUUGAACACAAUGCGUAGAGUUGAGUGUAGAACAUUGGGGCAAUCUAAUUAUUCGCGAAAGAGAAACUGUCAUUAACAGUUAGGCCCUUUGAUCGUGAAAUUGUUUAAAUGCAAAUCCGUCUCAAAGAGAUUUGUUUUCAUUACAAAAUCUAUCUUAGGCCAUCUGUCAACAUCCACUUUGAAGAGGAAUUUCUGACAAACCAUGACUGUUUCAGUGUUAAUUCUUACAGCGACGAAACCGAAAACAUUUUUUGCCAAAAAGAUUGUCGGUGUGAAUUGAAAAAAUGAAACCUACUAGUGUGCCCCUUUUCUGUCAUAAUUUUGAAUGCUUAUAACUCAGUCAUUUGUUAAUGGAUUUAUAUAAUUUACCUGCCAAUCGAUUAGUACACCAUUGAAAAAAAAAACGGUUUGAAUCGACCUAUGUUUUCACGAGCCAAUCGCAGCAUGCCAAAAUAAUGUCAUCCUCUUGAUACUUCUAACACGGUCGGCAGUUUUGACCGUUGCUUUACAUCAGGCAUUUCAUUCAGUAGCAGUAGUUCUACUUCGGUCGGUGUAGGAAGGCUUCGCGUUAAGCAUAAAAAAUACCGCACCCUUGUGCACCGUAUGAAAUUUUGCACAAAACGGAAUAUAUAAAUAUAUGCUCCGUUACAUUUUGCAGUGUUGCUGCAAUGUCACAAAUUUUCGUAGAUCAACGAAUUCGGAGAUUUUCUACGAUACAACGGAUCCGUAGAAACAAUCUACGGAAAUUGUUUUUUUUUUCUACGGAACACUACGGAAACUAGUUUACCUGGUGAGCAAAAAAAAAAGGUCUUCUCUAAUACGCUCCUUGCUUGAUUGACACCGCUAGAGUUUCCGGGAAAAAUGUCAAUCUACGGAAAUAACACUACAACUACCGGGCAUCAUUGAACAGUAUCGAACCGACUUGCACUCGGUGCGGUUCGAUAAUGCUGUAGAGAAGGUUGCUUGUGCAUUUUUAAUGUCAUCAUGAUCGGUUGUGUCUAAUACACAACCCUGUAGUUUUGUUCGAGUACUAUUAUGACACGCUUACUAAUUCUGAUAGACUAUCCGAGCCACAGAGAUCAAUUUUGUACGUUAAUUAUAUGACCUGUUCAUUCUACCAUUGGUUGUGUUGUUGGUAACGUAGAACCUAAUAUAUUUUUGCCAUUAAGUAAAACUUGUCCACGCGCGAAAAAAAUAUAAGAAAGCAUUUUUUGUCAAAAAAAAUCGAAUAAAGUCAGUGCCCCAUAUUGGUUUCCGGGAGUAGAGGGAAUCUUCGAUCGACGGAAACCUUCAAUGUCAGCCUGAAACAGAAGGUUAGAGUUAAAACAGAACUCAAGCAUAUUGCACGAUCCA
Messenger RNA from Malaya genurostris, 8858 nucleotides. RefSeq names its product golgin subfamily A member 4 (gene Golgin245). Gene Ontology annotation, biological process: Golgi vesicle transport. Gene Ontology annotation, cellular component: Golgi apparatus. The transcript is spliced from 7 exons. Lineage: Eukaryota; Metazoa; Arthropoda; Insecta; Diptera; Culicidae. The coding region runs from base 198 to 4853 and encodes 1551 amino acids. Gene Ontology annotation, molecular function: small GTPase binding. The record is from RefSeq and is a predicted model, not a curated record.